This is a messenger RNA of Pterocles gutturalis (yellow-throated sandgrouse), 877 nucleotides long. Its product is annotated as RAC-beta serine/threonine-protein kinase-like. Gene Ontology annotation, biological process: protein phosphorylation. The annotation marks the transcript as partial. Gene Ontology annotation, molecular function: ATP binding; protein kinase activity. Lineage: Eukaryota; Metazoa; Chordata; Aves; Pterocliformes; Pteroclidae. The transcript has 9 exons. The record is from RefSeq and is a predicted model, not a curated record.
AUGAACGAAGUGUCGGUCGUGAAGGAGGGUUGGCUGCACAAGAGAGGGGAAUACAUCAAAACGUGGCCGUCCCCUCGGGGACCCCCACCACCUCCCCGCGCUGCUGAUCCCCCCGUUCUCCGCAGCGAGGAGUGGAUGCAAGCCAUCCAGACGGUAGCAAACAGCCUGAAGAAUGAGGAACCGGAGGUGGACACGAUGGAUUACAAAUGCGGAUCUCCUAACGACGGCACCGGCGCCGAGGAGAUGGAGGUGGCUGUCAGCAAAACCCGCGCCAAGGCCACCAUGAACGAUUUCGAUUACCUGAAGCUCCUGGGUAAAGGCACUUUUGGCAAAGUCAUCUUGGUGCGGGAAAAGGCCACCGGCCGCUAUUACGCCAUGAAAAUCCUCCGGAAAGAGGUCAUCAUCGCCAAAGAUGAGGUGGCGCACACAGUCACAGAGAGCCGCGUGCUGCAGAACACCAGGCACCCCUUCCUCACCGCGCUGAAAUACGCCUUCCAGACCAACGACCGGCUCUGCUUCGUCAUGGAGUACGCCAACGGUGGAGAGCUGUUUUUCCACCUCUCGAGAGAACGUGUCUUCACGGAGGACCGAGCCCGUUUUUAUGGCGCGGAAAUCGUUUCAGCGCUGGAGUACCUGCACUCCCGGGACGUGGUGUACCGGGACAUCAAGCUGGAAAACCUCAUGCUGGACAAAGAUGGUCACAUCAAAAUCACCGACUUUGGGCUCUGCAAGGAGGGAAUCACAGACGGAGCCACCAUGAAGACCUUCUGCGGCACUCCCGAGUACCUGGCUCCGGAGGUCCUGGAGGACAAUGACUACGGCCGCGCCGUGGACUGGUGGGGCCUGGGCGUCGUCAUGUACGAGAUGAUGUGCGGCC